This is a messenger RNA of Octodon degus (degu), 817 nucleotides long. Its product is annotated as ADP-ribosylation factor-like protein 2. Bases 27 to 581 code for a protein of 184 amino acids. The record is from RefSeq and is a predicted model, not a curated record. The transcript has a single exon. Gene Ontology annotation, biological process: protein folding. NCBI's taxonomy places the organism in Eukaryota, Metazoa, Chordata, Mammalia, Rodentia, Octodontidae. Gene Ontology annotation, molecular function: GTP binding; GTPase activity. Gene Ontology annotation, cellular component: cytoplasm; microtubule cytoskeleton.
GACGGCUGGGAGGGGGCGGCAGGACCAUGGGCCUUUUGACCAUCCUGAAGAAGAUGACGCAGAAAGAACGGGAACUGAGAAUGCUCAUGCUUGGCCUGGACAAUGCUGGCAAAACCACAAUUCUCAAGAAGUUCAAUGGGGAAGAUGUGGACACCAUCUCUCCAACGCUUGGCUUCAACAUCAAGACCCUGGAGCACCGAGGGUUCAAAUUGAACGUCUGGGACGUGGGUGGCCAGAAGUCACUGCGCUCCUACUGGCGGAACUAUUUUGAGAGCACUGAUGGCCUCAUCUGGGUGGUGGACAGUGCUGACCGGAAGCGCCUGCAAGACUGUGCGAGGGAGUUGCAGGGCCUGCUUGUGGAGGAGCGCCUGGCUGGAGCCACCCUCUUCAUCUUCGCCAACAAGCAGGACUUGCCAGGAGCGCUUUCCUCUAAUGCCAUUCAAGAGGCCCUGGAGUUGGAUUCCAUCCGCAGUCACCACUGGUGCAUCCAGGGCUGCAGCGCUGUCACUGGGGAGAACCUGCUACAGGGCAUCGACUGGCUCCUGGAUGACAUCUCCAGUCGCAUCUUCACUGCCGAAUGAGCCCCUUCACGUGUCCCUGGCUGAUGAUUGGGGCCCUAGGCACACCCUCCACGGGCAUGGGCACCAGCCAGCAGACUAACACCCCACCCCUGUCCCCUAUAACCUGCUGCUGCUACUGCUGCUUGGUGUCCAGCCAGGGCCAAGGAAGAGAGUGCUGGGAUGGGGAGGGGGCACUACUGCUGCUACCAAAGCCCUUUAUUGUCCUCUACUAUGGUGAGAAUAAAGCACUCCUUGCC